This is a messenger RNA of Clupea harengus (Atlantic herring), 5366 nucleotides long. It is a transcript of the gene pidd1, whose product is annotated as p53-induced death domain protein 1. NCBI's taxonomy places the organism in Eukaryota, Metazoa, Chordata, Actinopteri, Clupeiformes, Clupeidae. The record is from RefSeq and is a predicted model, not a curated record. Gene Ontology annotation, cellular component: cytoplasm. Gene Ontology annotation, biological process: signal transduction; apoptotic process; DNA damage response. Gene Ontology annotation, molecular function: protein binding.
AGGUCCAGAUGUAUGCAGGUUAGCUGUAGAUAACACGAACAUGAAAUAAUACGCUUGAAUUGGCUGAUUAACGGUGUCGUGAGUUUAGUUCGUUUGUCCUUAUUUAUAGUUAUAUACGGGUCACGCGAAUUGACAGUUAAGGCUUAGUUUGUAUAAUGACAACUUGAAAUAAAAACACUUAUUGAAAUGCACGAACCAUAAUGGAAACACAAUAUAAUGUUAAACUGACAUUGUGACAAAACAUCUAUUCUCGCAUCUCCCAACCAGACACAUCGUAACAAAACAUGCACCUUUGCAUAAAAACAUACAUUGCUGCAAAUGUCAACGUUUCCCCUGAAAAAACAUCGUAGCCGUUUUUGGCGGAUUGGCGUAUUCCUCACUCAUUGACAACCAGGACGUUAAUUGAUGUAAUGUCUCUUUAAGAUUUGUCCCGCCCUAGGUUGAAAGUUUCGCGGUCCCUCUGAUUCGAUGACAACAUGCAGUUUUGGACACAAACAGCGGUGGAGUGAGGAAGUAGUUUCCAGUUUGGACUUCACUGCAGACUAUUCCACAAAUUCGACCACCCAUUCCCGCACAGUUGACAAUGGGAUUUAUGGUACCAUUGUCCUACAACAUGUAACACAAUUACGGAAGACAGUAUGCCGUACGCCCGCGCCUCAGGCCAGUCCGGACUCGCCUCCUCACGCGAGUGACAGCGUCGGGGGCACGUCUCCGCGAUGAAGAAGAAAAAGGGCGCGAGGAGAGCGAGGUCCCCAGUGUACCCUGACACCUCCCUACACACUUUGCCCCGCGCUGAGACGACACCCCCUCGUCUAAAGAAAGGACAGGAUGGAGAGCGAAAGAAAGUCAGAAGAUGAUAGGAGCGAGGAGGCAGAGGAGGCAGAGGAGGAAGGGAGGCGGUGUGGGGGAAAGAACAACAGCAGCGAGGGAGCAAGAAGCCGGGAACAGGGACAAGACGAAAGCGAGCGGACGGCCAAGGUGGGACGCAUGACUAUUCAGUUCCCGAAUGGAGAGGGCCUAUCCGUCAUGGAUGCCUCCGGCAGAGGAGAUGGGGGGGUGGCCGUCAUGGAUGCCCCCGGCCGAGGGGAUGGGGGGGUGGGGGUGCACACAGACACGUAUGGAGGGAGGACACCGGAGCACCGCCUGGACAAACACCUGGAUCACCUCAGCCUGGGAGAGACUGAUGCUGCUGUUGCCCAUGGAAACGGACACUGUACGGCAGACGAUGAGGAUGUUGAUGCUGCAUCUCUCUCGCGCCCACCGUCCGACACCUGGGCGCCACCCAACUCUGAAACGCCGUCCUCCUUCUCCCCAAACCUCAUCCCUUCUUUCCCUCUCUCCUCCUCCUUCUCCCCAAACCUCAUCCCUUCUUUCCCUCUCUCCUCCUCCUCCCCAAACCUCAUCCCUUCUUUCCCUCGCUCCUCCUCCUCCUCCGGCUCCUCUUUAUCCAUCACUCCAUCUGCGGCCCCCUCCCUCUCGCCCCCGCUGCCGGAGGGCACGGAGGCGGGGGUGCUGCUGGCGGGGGCACGCCUGGCGCUGGAUGUGUAUAAGGGGGGUGCGGGGGCGCUGCCCAGCCUGUGGGAGGGGCACCAGGAGCAGCUGAGGGAGGUGCAGUACCUCCGACUGGGCUCGGAAGACCAGGGGGCGCUAGAGGGGGUGCUUGUUGUGCUGCCCAAACUCACACGGCUACGCUCGCUAGCCAUCAGAGGUCAUCGUUUCCAUGACAGCGAGGGCGCCCCUCUCCCAGGCCUCCUCUCCUCUCUCCCUUCGUCAUCGCUCUCCUCCCUCUCUCUCCUCGUGCACCUCGACCUCUCCUUCAACCGGCUGUCGGCGCUGCCCGUGUGCGUGCUCUCGCUGCGGGCGCUGGCGGAGCUGGUGCUGUGCUGUAACCGCAUCGCCACGCUGCCCGGGGAGAUGGGCGCGCUGGCAUCAUCCCUGCGGAGGCUGGACCUCCUGGGCAACCGGCUCGCCUCGCUGCCCCCCGCGCUGGGCAGGCUCCAGGGGCUGCUCGUGCUGGACGUGUCGGCCAAUCAGCUGCUGGCGCUGCCUGACGAGCUGGGCGAGAUGAGCAGCCUGAGAACGCUGGAGCUGUCACAGAACCGCCUGAGGGAGCUGCCAACAAGCCUGGGUUCUCUUUCGUCUCUCAGGCAGCUGGUUGUCCAUAGUAACAACCUGCGGAGUAUUCCGGAAUGUGUACGCGCCCUCCCUAACCUCUCACUGGACCUGCGGAACAAUCCCAUUGGCCGCCCCCCCACGCCUCCACCUCUUCCCCCCAACCCUCCAGCUCAGGAAGACACUGCACUACCCGAACUGCACUUAGGAAUAAACCAGCACAGGUUCACUGUGACCACAGAUGGGUGUCACGUCUUCAUCCCGGGGGGGGCGGAGCUCCUGUUUCCACGGCGAUGUGUGGCCUCUGUUACCAGGCUGAAGUGGGUGGAGCAUAGACUGGACAAGAAGUGGGUGUGGUUAGAAGAACACGACUUCCUGCUGAGUCGCCCACUAGAGCUCCUCCCACAUAGCAUCUCCUUCAAGAGGCCAGUGGAGGUGUGUGUUCCCUAUCGGCGGGUGCACCAGAGGGAGGUGGUGGUGCGCAAGUUUGACGGGCAGCAGUGGAGCACACUACCCACUCUCACCAGGAGGGGGAGCCAGAGACACAGCAGCCAGCCUAGAGGACGCCCAGCACGGUUGGCCUGCUGCAGUGUGAGGGAGUUCUCCUGGUUCGUUGCCGUGGCGAGGCUGGUGAGUGACAGUUGCUCUGUCCCUCCAGAGGGGGCGCUGCUGGUGUCGCGUGUCGAUCCGGGCAUCAAACUCAGGUUCCCCCCCGAGGCCACCACACACACACGCAUCGUCACACUGCAGGUCCUGCAGGUGGCGCUGUCUGAGGUGCAGGUGUUGAGCGGAGACCUCGAGGCUUGUGCCUCCCCCCUGCUGUGUCUCUCCCAGACUCCCAGCAUGCCCUUCCUCCAGCCAAUCAGAGUGCAGGUUCCCCUCCCACCCGGUCUCACUGGUCACAUGGUGGACAUGUCCAGACUGCACCUGCUGCACAGAGACUCUGCUUCAUACACCUGGAGUGACAUCACAGCACAGGUGUCCCUACAGAUCACACAGCUCUACGCCAUCUUCACCAUCACACACUUCUCCUGGUACUGGCUGUGGUACUCUACUCAGAAGUGUAUCAGUGGCGUGGUGCGUAAGGUCUAUCACAGGCUUAAGCAGUUCCGUGUUCAGUUUCUUGCCCAGCAGAAGAAAAGUGACCCUCUACAGGUGCUGUUACAGUGCCUUCCUGCCUGCAAGGUGGACGGCAGACUGGAGGCUCUGUGUGAUGUGUAUGACGGGCCGCAGCCCUCGGAUGUGUGUGACCUUCUGGAAGGGGAGCAGUUUUUCGCAGGCUUCGAGAGAGGCAUCGACAUCAACGCAGACCGUCCUGACUGCAUGGAGGGCCGUCUGGCCUUUGUGUUCUACUCCCACCUGAAGAACCUGAAGGAGGUGUUCAUCUGCCCCAGCACGGGGCAGCAGGGGCCCACCAGGGGGCAGGUGUCGUUCUACAGAGGCGAGGUGCCCAGUGAUGUGCCUGUGGAGGUGCAGGUGAAGAGGAAAGGUCAUGACAGCCAGUGGAUGGCCACCCUGCCCAUCAGACUCCCGGGCCCAGGUUGCGAGGGCAGCAGUGUGUUUGCGGAGCGGGAGUACCCGCCUCUGAACCUGGGCGACCCGGAGAGCGGGUACCUGACUGAGACCAACCUCCGAGCAAUCUCUGAUCGCAUCGGGCUCGACUGGCGCAACAUUGGCAUGAACCUGGGCAUCAGCUACUACAAGCUGGAACAGAUGCAGAACGAUCACAGUCAUGACUUGGGCGGUCUGAUUCUGAAGAUGCUCUUCCACUGGGCUCGUGCUCAGCAGAGUGAGGGGGCGGUGCCUCGGUUGAUUGACGCGAUGCAGGAGAGCGGGAGGCGGGACCUGGCAGAGGAAGUGAAGGAGAUCGUGAGCGUGGGGAAGAGGAAGUACCAGGCAUCUCUGAAGAGGGUGGGGCUUCAGGAGGAGCCGCCCCCCGUCAGCCAAUCAGAGACCUCUGCGUGACAGAGAAAUACGGGCCCUCCUCUCUCCUUCUCCCUCAUCCCUCUUGUCCUUUUCAUCCUUCCCUCGUUCCUUUCUUCUGUCCUCUCUUCUUACUCUCCCUCCUCUCUCCUUCUCCCUCAUCCUUCUUGUCCUGUCCCCUCUCCACUCCUCUCCUUUCCUCUCCCUCCUCUCUCCUCUCCUCUGUCCCCUCUCUUCUCUUCUCAAAUUCCUUUUGGAAUUUUGCUCCCCUCUCCUACUCCCCCCUUCCUUUUCCGCCUCCUCUCUCUACCCUAUUCCUCUCCUGUAGUCUCUCUCCUCCUCUCCUCCUCUCUUCCCCUCUUUCUCUGUGUGACAGAUGGCAGCUCAGUACCCUGAUGCCCCUGUGCCUUCUCUAGACUGGAUGUGAUGCCCCUGUGCCCUCUCUAGUGAUGCCCCUGUGCCCUCUCUGGCUACAGGAUGUGAUGUCAGAUUAGGAGCACACUGGCUACAGGAUGUGAUGUCAGAUUAGGAGCCCACUGGCUACAGGAUGUGAUGUCAGAUUAGGAGCACACUGGCUACAGGGCACACUGGCUACAGGAUGUGAUGUCAGAUUAGGAGCACACUGGCUACAGGGCACACUGGCUACAGGAUGUGAUGUCAGAUUAGGAGCACACUGGCUACAGGAUGUGAUGUCAGAUUAGGAGCACACUGGCUACAGGGCACACUGGCUACAGGAUGUGAUGUCAGAUUAGGAGCACACUGGCUACAGGAUGUGAUGUCAGAUUAGGAGCCCACUGGCUACAGGAUGUGAUGUCACAUUAGGAGCACACUGGCUACUGGAUAGAGCCUCCUUGGGAUAAUACUUCCUGUCUCCUGACCUCAGGCCAUAGAAGGGGCCUGCAAGACUCUGUGAAUAUGUGGGGAAUACUAUGUAUGUAUGUAUGUAUGUAUGUAUGUAUGUAUGUAUGUAUGUAUGUAUGUGUGUGAAAUACUAUGUAUGUAUGUAUGUAUGUGUGUAUGUAUGUGUAUAUGUGUGUGUGUGCACUUGUAUAAGAAAGUGAAAAUGUGAAUAGAUGUCAAACUGCACACACUGCUGGUGUUACACGAGUGUGUGUGUCACAACAUGAGCUGGUCAUCAACACACUGGCCUCGACAGUGUUUUUAACACUAUUAUUGUUUCAAUGGAGAAUAAAACCGCCCUUUUUCUGGUCGGUUGACAACUAAUAUUUAUUCAUAUUUGUGUGUGAGGGUCACUAUGAAUUUUCUGUGUGUAACAGAGCAGUUGUUUCUGUGAAUUAUAACGGAAUUAAAUUGUUCCUGUCGUGAAAGCC